Pneumocystis murina B123 is the source of this 1293-nucleotide messenger RNA. RefSeq lists its product as hypothetical. The transcript is spliced from 7 exons. The record is from RefSeq and is a predicted model, not a curated record. Gene Ontology annotation, molecular function: glycosyltransferase activity. Bases 1 to 1293 code for a protein of 430 amino acids. Lineage: Eukaryota; Fungi; Ascomycota; Pneumocystomycetes; Pneumocystales; Pneumocystaceae. Gene Ontology annotation, cellular component: cytoplasm.
AUGGAAACUUAUAUGACAUUAGUUUUAACAGACUCUUAUUUAAUCGGUUCUCAGGUUUUGGCAUGGUCUUUAAGAGAUUCAGGAUCCAAAAAACAUCUUACUGCACUAGUUACAAAAAAAAAUCUUUCAGAAUCCACUCUUAAAGCAUUAGAAGAAGUAUAUGAUGAAAUAAUAAGUGUAGAACCUAUUUAUAGCAAAGAUAUAGACAAACUUUAUCUUUUGGGCAGACCAGACCUUCGUUCUUCUUUUACAAAAAUACAUAUUUGGGCUCAAGAAAAAUUUAAAAAAAUUAUAUAUUUAGAUGCAGAUGCGUUUUGUUUAAAAAAUAUAGAUGAACUAUUUGAUCUAGAUACCGAUUUUGCAGCAGUUCCAGAUGUUGGUUGGCCAGAUAUUUUCAAUAGUGGGGUAUUUAUUACUAAACCAAAUAUUUCAGUUUAUAAUUCGCUUCUAAAUCUCGCAAAAAAUAGCAUAUCAUUUGAUGGAGGAGAUCAAGGUCUUCUUAAUUUUUACUUUUCUAAUUGGAAACGGCUACCUUUUACAUACAACGUAGUACCAUCGUUUUCUUACCAAUAUUUUCCCGCAUAUUAUCACUUUAAAUCCAAAAUAUCAGUUAUACAUUUUGCAGGGACAAAAAAACCUUGGAUGCUAAGUAAAGAUGAAAUUAACUAUAAACCAUAUAAUGAAUUAAUUGAAAAAUGGAAGUCGAUACAGAGAAGUCGCACAAAACCUCAAGAAUCUCUUAAUAAUUUGUCUUGUGAAAAAAAAAUACAUUUAGAAACAAAAAAAGCUAUUGAAAGUCAAGAAUCAGAAGAAAGUAACAAUAAAAAUAACAUAUCCUAUGAACUAUUAACUCAAAAAACUUCUGCUAUAUAUAACAGAAUAAAAUUUAACCAUAAACAACUAGACAAACAAGAUCUAUCUUCAAUUUUAUCUAAGACAGCAUUUUUUUACAACUCUAAUUACGAAAACAAACAGAAUAGAUCAUUUAACUUAGAUAAAUUACUAUUUAUACCACAACCUCCACUGUUAAUACCAGAAUAUAUAAAAGGAAUUGAAGAAUAUAAUAGAUAUAGAAAUGAAAUUGAAGAGUUUAAUAAAUAUAAAAAUGAGAUUCUUCAAAUAAAAAAGAUCUACACAUUUCCUUGGAGAAGACAAAAAAUGAAAGCUACUAGAGUAUUUAUGGAUGACAAUCAGGAAAACAAAAUAGAUAUGUCAAAAUAUGAUAUAAAAAUAACGAAAAAAAAUGUGUUUUUAUAUUACAAAACAGACAAAAUGCCAAUUUUCAAAUUUUGA